GGCUGGGCGAGGGUGAAGCGGCGGGGCGGCGGCGGCGGAGGGCCGAGCAGGGCUGCCGCUCUGCGGCCUCCCGAGAGGGUCGCUGGGCUGUGGAGGAGCCGGGCCCUACGUUGCGGUGAUGUAGCGGCGGGACGGGCGAAGAGAGAACGGGGUGAAGAGUGAAGAAUGAAGAUGAAAGAGGCAGGGCCCGAGGCCGCUGCUGGCGGGUCUCUCGGCUUCGGAAAUUGCUGUAUGCAGAUCUACCUGUGCUGUUUGAUGAGCAGACAUGGCUGUCACGCUGCAUACUGAUGUAGGAGAUAUUAAAGUGGAACUGUUCUGUGAGCGUACACCAAAGACUUGCGAAAAUUUCCUGGCUCUUUGUGCUAGUAACUACUAUAAUGGAUGUAUAUUUCACCGGAAUAUAAAGGGCUUCAUGGUUCAGACCGGGGAUCCAUUAGGCACUGGGAAAGGAGGUAACAGCAUCUGGGGCAAGAAGUUUGAAGACGAAUUCAGUGAAUACCUAAAGCACAGUGUCCGUGGGGUGGUUUCAAUGGCAAACAGUGGUCCGAAUACCAAUGGAUCGCAGUUCUUCAUCACUUAUGGCAAGCAACCGCACCUCGACAUGAAGUACACUGUGUUUGGCAAAGUUAUUGAUGGCUUGGAGACCCUGGAUGAGCUGGAAAAGCUGCCUGUGAAUGAGAAAACCUACAGACCUCUUAAUGAUGUUCGCAUUAAAGACAUUACAAUUCAUGCCAACCCUUUUGCUCUGUAGCUGCAGAGUGCCUCGACACAUUCUGUAGGGACAGAUCAGAUUGACUGCUGGAUUAUGGGGUUUAAAAGUAUAUUUCAAAAGGGUUACCUGAGAUGGAUCAUACCUUUGCUCAUUGAACACAGGAUCUUCAGGAGCUGUGAUGUUGUUUAAGUGUUGUCACAGAGGGAUCUGGUGUUUUAGAAGCCAGUUUUCACAGAGUAUCUUCCAGGAUUUUGAUUUUUAAGCAUUGCUUUUUUUCUACUGGUAAAAUAAAGAUGUAAAAAGAUA
Melopsittacus undulatus (budgerigar) is the source of this 1018-nucleotide messenger RNA. It is a transcript of the gene PPIL3, whose product is annotated as peptidylprolyl isomerase like 3. The record is from RefSeq and is a predicted model, not a curated record. Lineage: Eukaryota; Metazoa; Chordata; Aves; Psittaciformes; Psittaculidae. Gene Ontology annotation, biological process: protein peptidyl-prolyl isomerization; protein folding. The transcript is spliced from 7 exons. The coding region runs from base 266 to 751 and encodes 161 amino acids. Gene Ontology annotation, cellular component: catalytic step 2 spliceosome. Gene Ontology annotation, molecular function: peptidyl-prolyl cis-trans isomerase activity.